Nannospalax galili (Upper Galilee mountains blind mole rat) is the source of this 2710-nucleotide messenger RNA. RefSeq names its product transmembrane protein 198. The record is from RefSeq and is a predicted model, not a curated record. Bases 397 to 1506 code for a protein of 369 amino acids. NCBI's taxonomy places the organism in Eukaryota, Metazoa, Chordata, Mammalia, Rodentia, Spalacidae. The transcript is spliced from 6 exons. Gene Ontology annotation, cellular component: vesicle membrane; plasma membrane.
GAACGUAGCUCUCAGGGCUAGGGCUGCGACUUGCCUGGAGUGUAGAGCGCUACAACCGAGUGGCCCUUGGGGGCUUGCCUACUUGCUGACGGCUACCCCGGCGCCUAAGACCUCUGGGCUGGCAUACAACUGGAGGUCCAAGGAAGCAGUUCCACCCCUUUCCUCUCCUCAGCCCUGGCAGGGUGAGGGUGGUAAAUUUCUCCUCUACACAGUCCUGUAGGCUUCUUCACAUACCCCACCAGGACCAUUCUCUCUCCUGGAAUUGGUUGUUCUUCCAAAGAAAUAGAAGUCCAGAGUCCUCGAGAUUUAUGGUUUACCAACCCCCUCAAGACAUACAUGGAUGGAUAAAAGGAGCUGACCCUAAUCUUCCACUCUGGGACCAUCUUCUCUUGGGCUAUGGAGAAAACCUUGUUACCCCUGACUAUGACAUCUGACCCAAGGCCCUUUAAUCAACAACUCCCAGAGCCUCCAGACAGAAGAUGUGUCUUGGAACCCCAGGACAACCUUGAACUGGCACCUGCCCUGGUGUGUGUCCUUUGCUGCUGCUUUGGAAUCGUCUACUGCUGCUUCGGCUACCGCUGCUUCAAGGCAGUCAUGUUUCUCUCGGGCCUGCUGUCUGGAGCUCUGGUGAUCUUCCUGCUGUGCCACAAGGAGCGGGUACUGGAAACACAGUUGAGCCUGGAGGUGAGCGCGGGCAUCGCGCUGGGUAUCGGACUCCUCUGCGGUCUUGUCACCAUGCUGGUUCGCAGUGUCGGGCUCUUCCUGAUUGGUCUCUUGCUAGGUUUUACCCUGGGCGCUGGGGCAUUACUGGGCACUGAGUCCAUCUACCAACCACCUUCAGCCUGGGUGCCAGCCGGUGGGCUGAUGGGGCUGGCGCUGCUGGGAGCUCUGUUCACACUUCGGUGGCCACGUCCAUUCACAGUCCUGGGCACAGCCCUGCUGGGUGCUGCGGUGCUGGUGGCCUGUGCUGACUACUUCGUGGAAGGGCUGGCACUCGGUACUCGACUGGGUGAACGCCUGCAGGCACUUCCAGCCUUGCUUCCUCUUUGCUGGUAUAGCUGGGUCUUACUGGGGACCUGGCCAGCCUUGGGGGCUCUUGGGGCCCUGGCCCAGUGGAAACUCAUGGCUGAGGAGCGUGGAGGCCGUGCCAAUGGUUGGUAUUCAGGACCUAAAGAAGCCUCUUUGAAUCUGUAUCACCUCCUCCCAGUGGUCUUGAGCCACCAGCGAAGGCAUCUCCAACUCCUUCGGAUCCACCAGCAAGAGGCCAAGUGGCAUCGGACCCCCUCUGGGGUGGGACUGUGUGAGGGCAGUUGUCAGAGCCAGUUUCCCCCCAAUAUCCGGAGCCCUGCUGACAGCCUGGCUCCAAGUUAUCUCCAGAGUCUUCGAGAGUGCCAAAUGGGACCAAGCACCCAAGCCACAGCACCCCCCACCACCAUCCUGGACCUGGAUUCUAACUGUAGUUACAAUGUCUUCCUCACCACACCCCCUCACUCUGCCCAGACCUGAGCCUAAGCCUCCAUUGAUGCCCCUACUUCUAGUGAGGGCAGGGGAUUGCUACAUAGAUAGCAAUCCAUGAGCCCACAGGACCCACACAAAAACUGCCCCCCCUCUUUGGACUUUGGCAUAGGUUCUCUGCCCAGAACAGCCCUGUAGAGACAGGCAGAGAGGGCUCUUAUAGGGAUGGGGGAAGAACGGAAGUGCCUGCCUCUGCCCAUUAAUAGCAAUGCUCUGGUCCUAGAGACAGACUCUAAACCAAGGAGGACCCUUGCCCAAAAUAGCUUUUUUUCUGCAAUGCUCAGAUGCAACCUAGGGUGUUGCCCAUAGUAGGCAAGCAGUCUACCACUGAACUACAUUCCCUAUUCUCAAACACCCUUUUAAAUAUGUCUCAGAGUUCCUCACAAUAGUAAAAUAAGAGGCUUUAUUGCAGAAUCUAUAGAAAAUCAGGGCGCCCCCCUAAGGCAUUUAAUAGGGUUUUUUUUUUAAUGAGAAUGGCACAGAAGAGCUCCAGGAGACCCCCAGUCCCUGGGCUCCUUAUCAGGGAGUAAUUGGGUUUCUGAUUGACCUUUCCCCCCUGGACCCCAUAGGCCUGAGUCCCCUUCUACCUCAGUGAGGGGGCACCAUUCUCCAUGGUGCUUUCCUUUCUCUCAGUGGGGGAAAGACCACAGCAUCUGCCUCAUGAUCCAUGUCCCCCAAAUCUGGCUUCUUGCUCCAAGAAGACAGCCAUCGGCCCACCUGCCUGAGUCUUACCUUUUUGCUCAGAGGAGCCUGGUCAUCAGGGCUGCAAGUAGACAAGUGCCUUUUCUGCCUCUCACUGUGGAUAAUAAUAGUUUCCUUGAAGACCAGAAUUUUCUUUUUUUUUUCUUUUUUCUUGGGGGGGGGUUCUUUUUGAGAUGGCCUCCCUCUGUAGCCCAGCUGAACUUGAUGUGUAAAUCAGGCUGGCCUAGACCUCACAGAAAUCCACCUGCCUCUGCCUCCAGAGUGCUGGGACUAACAGUGUACACUACUAAACCCAGCUUUCUAAACCAGAAUUUUGAUCCAGCCACCCAUUCUAACUCUCCCUCUGCUGACUCUCCUAAGGAAGGUCUGUUCCCUAAUUUUCCAGACAACCUGAAGGAAGACAUAUCCCUCCCCUGAGCAGCAAAACUGUAAUGGGAGUGAGGAAGAAUGUGGGAACCUGGGAAUAAAAUGGCACUGAUGAUUCAACCAGGAA